AUCCAUCUCAAACCAGACCGGAGAUCUGACACCAAACGCGUCUGCCACGUUCUUCAGGCCUGAAACUCGGCUUAUCAUCUAUCAGCUGAGCAGCCUCAUGCAGCACACUGUGAACGCUUCAAUGCGAGUCUCAACUCUGCCAUGGAUGAAGUAUGCUCACGCGAUCGGGCUGGAGCAGGUCGCCAGAGCAGGAGCUAGGUUUCAGAAAGAGCUUGCGGAAGUCCUUGACAAUGCCCGCCGACAGUGGAAAAAGAACGCUUAUUUGACCGUUUUAUGGACCUGACUGUCGGCGGGGUAUCCUGUCUUUGGCACCACGAGUGACUAACGCUGGAGAUGGCUGUACACGCGCAUUCGUCGAGCGCACUUCCGUCCAUGAAGCUGCAGACGAGCCUAAUGACGACGUCUACACGCUUCUAUGAACGCCUUGGGUCUAUGCCCUCUAAUCCAGCGGAUCCAGAGAGCGUAGCAGAGCUCGUCGUUGUCGCAUUGGGCGCAUUUGAGCGCUAUUAUGUCUGCUGGAGGAAUCAAGCAGGCCAUUAUCGACAAGAUAGCUACGGACUCCCAGAUUCAUUACACCGAUGGCUUUUUCCUCCAGACGGCGGGACUCGACAUCUCCAGACUCUUCAGAUUGUCUUUGGCUGUGGAGAUGAGUUCUUCGCCUCAGAUAAGUACGGCAAACUCGAGAACAAGGACACGAAUCUGCGGGAGAAGAUACCUAGCGCCGAGAGUCCAGUUGAGAAGACCGAAAGACCUCUUUUGAGAAGAUCGAGAACCCUUUCGCUUGUUCGUCCAUCCUCUGAUCCUCUUAUCAGCCCCUUCAGCCCGAUACUAGAAACCCCUAGAGGCUAUUCGAGCCCUGCUUCAAGGAGAAGACCACAAAGCUUUGCCUAUACAGCUGGAACUCUACCAUGGGAACGAAUGAAGCCAGCAAGAGAAGCCAAUCCUCGUUCUGAAAACACCGCGCCCAGAUUCUCCUACGUCAACGCAAGCGUACAGACGGACCCAGAGCCUACACAUUCGCUCCUUUCUCUGCGAGACGAUAACAGCGUCCCGUCUCUAGACUCAUCUCUGAGCAGCCGAUCAAGCGUAGCUGAUGGCAGGACACCCGUGGCCAUAGCCUCGCCAGCGCCGAAUCCUGUCGUUAUGGGUAGGAUGCUUGAUUACUUCAACGCUCCCAAGUAUCGACUCGGCGAUGCUUUGAGGUCGACAUACCAUCAUCAGCCGAUGACUCCCGAGCAUGGCCUUUAUGAGACUUGGAGAUCGGUCCUGGAUAGACGGAGAACAGUGUGAACAAAGAUUGAUGCAGUGCAGAUCAGGCUGGCUCUUAGCUGGCUAGCUAUCAGCUAGCUGCGCCACCCCUCAUAGCGGUGGCGGGCGAGCAAAGUCAUACCCCUAUGGGCUCUAUAGCAUCCCAACACGAUGUAAAGAUCGGCGCAGUGGGAAUCAGACUACCUCUUGGCUGCUGGACUACCAGCUAUUUGGGGUACUCCUAACAGUGGUGACAAGCGAGCAAAUCGAGCCAUCUUAGGAGAUGGAUCAACCUGCUUCUUCCUUUCUCCCCAAGAAUGGUUCGAAUCCGGGCCGUCAUGACCCAUGGACCGCAAUUCACCGCCACGGAAAAAAGUGGAU
This is a messenger RNA of Mytilinidion resinicola, 1629 nucleotides long. RefSeq lists its product as uncharacterized. The transcript is spliced from 3 exons. NCBI's taxonomy places the organism in Eukaryota, Fungi, Ascomycota, Dothideomycetes, Mytilinidiales, Mytilinidiaceae. The record is from RefSeq and is a predicted model, not a curated record. The coding region runs from base 334 to 1290 and encodes 318 amino acids.